Porites lobata is the source of this 1700-nucleotide messenger RNA. The record is from the annotation of a GenBank genome assembly. NCBI's taxonomy places the organism in Eukaryota, Metazoa, Cnidaria, Anthozoa, Scleractinia, Poritidae.
CAGAACACCAACACCGAUCUGUACAACUUGGUCACAAAAGUUGUGAUGAAUGAGAAAACGAAGAAAGAUCUUGUUAAUCAGAGUGAAGAAGGGAGAAAGUUAUGCAGUGCUUUUGUACAAGACAGGAUCAAGACAGGAAAGAUCAACCUCUGGGCUCCUGUAAAGAAGCGCAAUCUUCUUACCUGGAAAACGAGUGCUAAGGUCAUCAAAGUCAAAGCUAAAGACACGAUCAUCGAGUUAAAGGAGGACAGAAAUCUGUUUGCUCGUUUGGCGAUGGUGUGCAAGAGCCGCCCAGAAAUUGACAUCCAAGAGGCUGUUGGCUUAUAUGAGUUCACUGUUGUCCCAAGAUCUUUGUUUGCACGAGAUGGUACCAUGUUGCAUUGUUCUUGUAAGAGUGCCCUUAUGCAUAUCCUAGAGAAGGCAAGUGGCCCUAGUACUAAUACACAAGAAAUCACAGCAGGAUUCAAAGUCGCGAUUGUUGAUGGAAUGGCCGAAGUCCAAUCACUUGACAAGCCAGAGUGGAUCAAGAACUGUAGAGACUUGGCUGAACAUUUCACGAAUCGCUUGCUUGUAAAGUAUAAUGAUUUACAAGAGCUCCACAUAAUCUUCGACAGAUAUGAUGUACCAUCCUCACUGAAAUCAGCAACACGAGUCAAACGACAAGGUGGCCAUGUUCCCAUUUAUUAUCGCAUCACUGAUUCUACCCACAUCGCCAAGGUGCCGAUGAAGAAGCUUCUUGCUCAUUCAAAGACCAAGGGCGAACUUACUACGUUUCUCGCAAAGAAUGUGAAGGAUAAUGCUAAUGGGAGACAAGUCGUUGUGGCAUGGGGAACGGAAUGUGAGGCAACGCACAGAGACGUCAGGCAUUUACGAAGUACACAAGAAGAAGCCGACACGAAGAUUAUUUUACAUGCUCUGGAUGCCUCUGCUCAAGGUGCUACCCAACUCUCUCUCCGACGGUAUCCAGAUUUGUGCUCGAACUCUUGCUUUGUUACUGGGACCGCAGUAGUCGUAGAGUUAUCAACUUGAAGUCAAUCGCAGACGCCCUUGGGCCCACUAAGACGGCUGCGCUGCCAGCAUUUCAUGCGUUGACUGGAGCAGAUGUUACUGGGAGUUUCUCUGGAAAGGGAAAAGCCACUUGUUGGGAUGAGUUUGAUAACGCCAGCACUCCUAUCUUGCAAGCUCUUGCUAACCUCGGUUGUGGGGAACAGCCAGAUGACGGCACAAGAAGUGGAGUGGAACAGCUGGUUUGUCGGAUGUACAAACCAAAGACAGACAUCAAAACUGUCAAAGCCCUCAGAUGGUUCCUCUUUAAGAAAAAUCAAGCUGAGUCUGAGAGGUUGCCGCCCACACAAGCUGCUCUCCAUCAAGCCAUACUGAGAGCGCACUACCAGCUUCUUGUUUGGAACAACGAUCAUGUAGCAAACCCGGUGGUUCCCUCACCAGAAGGCUAUGGAUGGCAAGAUGAAGAUGGAAAGUGGGUACCAGUCAUGACAAAUCUUCCACCAGCUCCAGAGGCAAUUAUACAGCUUGUCCGAUGCAAGUGCGCCAAGUCCCGUUGCUCUAACAACCGUUGUCAGUGUCAAAAAGCCGGACUUGUCUGUACUGAUCUCUGUCUGUGCUCUGAAGAUUGCCAGAACGAGUAUGCUGAGAGUGAUGAUGAGUAUGAUGAAGACGAAGUCGAACAGGAAAUUCCAUAG